UUUUUGACAGGAUGUAUUUUUUUUCCAUUUUUUUUUUCAUCUCAAAAUUUUAAGAGGGGCGGCGCCCUAGCGCCCCCUAUGGACGCACCGCCACUGGUCGUGAGGUCAGAGCACUCAGACCACCUGAAUCGUCUCAUCUUGAGUCUUCCUGUGGUUUCAUUGUUCUUCUUUCAUCCUUCCUCUCUGAUUGGCCCCGGUAGUCGAGCGAGGCGCUCGGCUCCCAGCUGGUGGCGCUGCAGUCUGAGAAGAAUAGAAUAUAGAAUAUACACUUUUAUAGGUGGAGCUGGUGCAGUCACUGUCCGAGGUGGAGGCGGAGCUAGCGGUGCGCGGCGAGGAGCUGCAGCGAGUCCAGAGCUCGCUCGCCACGGAGAGGGAGAGCGGCGUGAAGACGGCCGAAGCUCUGCAGAACCAGCUCAACGAGAAGGAGAGCCGGGAGCAGGCCCUGGAGAGCCAGCUGGCUGCGUUGCGCUGGUCCGGCCUGCAGGGCGCCGUGGAGGAGGCCGAGAAGAUCAUCCAGGACUCGAUGGUCCAGAUCGACGACGCGGCGCACACCAGCUGCACCAGCUCAGCAGACUACCUGGCGUUGAGGUGUCAGGCCUCUCUGAGCUGCCUGGAGCGACUCCACUCGGCCAGAGACGUCUACCUGGCUGACCACACAGGUGUGUCUGAGCUGGUCCGAGUGGUGACCCAGUGUGGCCACCUGCUGGGAGACACCAUCGUCCAGGGCAGCGCCACCGCACACAUGGUGCCGGCGGAGCAGGCUGAUGCCCUGUCUCUCGUGGCUCUACCGCUGAAGCUCUAG
Pseudoliparis swirei is the source of this 802-nucleotide messenger RNA. RefSeq names its product huntingtin-interacting protein 1-related protein-like. The coding region runs from base 524 to 802 and encodes 92 amino acids. The transcript is spliced from 5 exons. Lineage: Eukaryota; Metazoa; Chordata; Actinopteri; Perciformes; Liparidae. The record is from RefSeq and is a predicted model, not a curated record.